Molecule: messenger RNA, 420 nt
Organism: Leishmania braziliensis MHOM/BR/75/M2904
Lineage: Eukaryota; Euglenozoa; Kinetoplastea; Trypanosomatida; Trypanosomatidae
Exons: 1
Coding region: 1-420 (139 amino acids)
Source: RefSeq, a predicted model, not a curated record
AUGCUGAAGUUUGGAGGAGCGCUUUUGAGAGCGCGACUAACAGCUUUCAAUCCAUGGAAGCGUAGACCCGCCGGUUUGCAGCUUAAUGGACGACCUCAGAUGGUUAGCCCAAGCUACUUCCGUGGCAAGUACAGGCAGGAGAACCCUGAUGACCCAUGUCGGUUACUAAAGCCAAGUCACGUUCUCCUGAAACGGUGCCCCGCGUGCAAGCGGACGAUGUUUGUGCAUAUCAAGAAUAAAGACACAUUUCAUACAUGUUGUGAGGGAGUGCCGAUGAAGGUGUACUCGGAUAUGAAGACUGUCAUGAACAUCGAGCACAAAAUAAUCACCUUUACACGCCAGUGGGAUGUCGAAAACGAGCGUCCGUGGAGUAAUCCUCAUCGUCCACGACCGAAGGGGCGAUCAAAGUUGAAGAAGUAG